AUGGAGGGCGACAAGGAGAAGAUGGAGAGCCUGAGCAGCAAGGUGAAGGAGAAGUUCGGCAGCAAAGUGCAAAUUGUUAAUCUGAAGAUGGACGUGAAGAUGCCCCUCUUCGAAAUAUUCCUGCAAGCGAACAUCCACACGCAAAUAAAAAUCUUCCACGCCAGGGGGAGGACCCUACAGUACAGACUCCCCCCCCCCUUCUGGACCAAGUGUAAACUGUUGAAGGAGAAUAAGCUGCUGCAGGAGAAGUACGGAGGGGAGUGUGCCCCCGGCUUGUUCCCUCGCUACGAUGAAUACCAAAUGAUGGAGAUGAUGACCGAAUGCGUCUUCAGCGAUAAGUACAAUUACUAUGUGUAUGAUGUAAAUUUGGAGUGGGAGAACCUGUGCGCCCUAACCCCGGAAAACAGGGAGCUGCGGAAGAUGGUUCACCAGAGCGUCCACGUGCCCACUCGCCUGGCGGUCAUCAAGGCCUUCGAGGAGGGCAUCGCGGACUUCAGAGACGUCAUCCACGAGGAACACCUCAUGAUGCUCCGAGAGCAGCGCAAGAUGAAGGAGAACCGCCGCUACGACUUUUAG
Messenger RNA from Plasmodium vivax (malaria parasite P. vivax), 576 nucleotides. RefSeq lists its product as hypothetical. The transcript has 2 exons. NCBI's taxonomy places the organism in Eukaryota, Apicomplexa, Aconoidasida, Haemosporida, Plasmodiidae. The record is from RefSeq and is a predicted model, not a curated record. The coding region runs from base 1 to 576 and encodes 191 amino acids.